Molecule: messenger RNA, 2342 nt
Organism: Pocillopora verrucosa
Lineage: Eukaryota; Metazoa; Cnidaria; Anthozoa; Scleractinia; Pocilloporidae
Source: RefSeq, a predicted model, not a curated record
AAUUUUUUUAGUUCUCUUGAGAGAGUCAUGUGGGCACGAGAGUUGGUUCAUUACAAAAUCGGUCGCCUACAAUUCCCGCGCAACUGGUAAAGGAUACUUAACUGCGGUUUGAGACCAUUGAAAUCGAUCGCCAUAUCAGUCUGCUUCCUACAGUGAACCUAAAAGUGCCACAGAAGGCUACCAAGAGAAAGCAGAAAGCAGUAAGCAGUAAACGUAUCUUCGUCGUUUCCGCAUCAUCCCGAUCAGCUUUCGUAGGCGGAGGAAAUUCAUUUUCAUUCACAAUGAGCUGCUUGAAAGUUGUGGUUUACACGCUCGCCGUCACCGUUUUGCUUGGAGAAAAUGAAGCAAGCUCAAGCAACGCUAGCUUACAGACCUCCUCGAAAAGUGAGACCAGCAUGGCCGGCUCAAACUCGGUUACCUCAGCCAGCGUGAAGGCUUCCCAGUCACACAGAGCAUCAGCAACAGCCGAACACGCCACAGCUAAUGUCUCUACUUCUGUUAGGAAAUCCAUUAAUUUGGAUUCUACUUGGGCACAAGUUGUGUUUUCCACAUCAGUGAAUCUAUCAGCUACUGUCACAUCCAUAAACACCGCCUCUGUUGUUGAGACUUUAUCUCCCUCUGUGAGUCAGAGAAGUGCCUCAGCCGUCUUGAACGAUUCUAAUAUGCACCAAUCACAAACCACUAUCUCCCGAUCAAUGACAAAAUCACCAACGGUUUCACCAACGAAGGGUGUGGACAGCUCAGUAACCUCGUCCACCUUGACUCUUUCUCAGUUUGUGAAUAGUGGCCUUAACUCUGUAAAUGUUUCUAGAACCUCUUCCAGCGCUCAUUCUUCGGUUUUCUCCACAAUGUCAUCACGUUAUGACAGCCCCCUUCCUUCCUCCAGCACAGGCUUCAUGGGACUGACAAAAGUUUCAUCCUCCACGACUGCUCGAGUUGCAUCAAAUCAGAUGCCUUCUUCAGUGUCCAUGCUAUCGGCAUCAGGUCAAUCGUCAGAGAAAAUCGUCAGAGUGUCAUCUUCUGCAAUAGUACAAUCCUCCAAUGUUGACCAGUCUACCCUUGUCAAGAGCUCCUCAGUAGAUGGUAAGUCGUCUUACGGGAGAUUGAUUACCAUGACAACACAGCAUCUCGAGAUUUCCGUGACAAUGUCUAUGAAAAACGCAACCAAUUCGGUUGGAGUUAACGCUACACCAUCGUCUCAAAUUAUCCCGCUCAGUACCUCUGAUGUAAAGCCACGCCCAACUCUUCCACCCCAAGGAACUAAACUGAUCAACAUGGAAGUGACGUUUAAUUUGGAUUUUAUUGAGGAAUAUAACGAUCAAAGUAGUCUGGAGUACAAGUCAUUGGUGAAGAACCUAACGAGAACCUUGGAAAACGGUUUCAAAAACCUCGAUGGCUUUGUUGGUGUCAGGAUUGUCUUCAUAAAGAAAGGAAGUGUAGUUUGCAAUUACAUUGUCAUUCUAGCCAAAGAUUCCGGGGUCGAUGGGGAUGAUUUAAAAAAAACUUUACAGGAGGCAAGCGAAAAUGGAAAAUUAGCAUACAAAGUAAAGAAUAUUGAUGUCAAAGAGGAGGCAACAACGGAAACUGUGGAAAAACUACCAGAAUGGGCCUUGGUUAUCAUGAUUCUACUGGGAUGUCUGUCGCUUGUUUUCCUUAUAACUAUGAUCUACUUCUGUGUCAAAUACAGAAGAUCCAUCCUUGGAGACAGUGACAUGUAUUUCAUAUCCAGUGGGGAAGUUGGACAUGUGCAUACUUACGACAGAGUAUCCGUAGGAGAAUAUAAUAAAAACCGAGGCUAUCAAGGUCAAAAAUCUGCCAUAGAUAGACGGGUGAUCGGAUCGCAUACAAAUCCUACCUACGGUGCCAAUGGUGCUUUGGGAGACUAAGAGUUGGAAGUCUUCAGGUCUUGGUACUUGCGUUUGAGCAUUUGGCCAAACGGCUUUAGUCAACUUCAAGUAGAAAUAGAGCGGAACAUGAAACGAUUAUUCUUGUUUUGUGGUAGUUACUUUUCGAAAGCGUGAUGUAAAAAAUUUUUAAGGUGUAUGUCAAGCCACUAUAAGAGAUUACCGUCAUGCAGGAACUCGACAGCACAGUGAUUCAAAUGGUUGUUAGCUGCAUUAGAACGUGGGUGGGGGUUCAGAUCGAUUUUGCUUGAACGCUGCGCGUGUAACAUAAUAUAGCAUAAAUUGCAUUUUGUAGGGUUGAAAUAUAUGAUGAUGAUGAGUUUAUAGAGAUUGAUAAAAAUGAACAGUUUUCCUAUAUUGCUGGAGCAUUUUAGAUUUUCCUCGCUGCACGAGAUUAGGCGGAACCAAUUCAUCUGACAAGUGCAUUGAUAAAUAAAA